AUGUCCCUCGCGCCCGAAUUCGAGACAACCAGAGGAGAUCACGCGCCCGACGGAGAGUAUGUCCAGGACCUCAAACGGCGACUCAGAGAAUACGAGACUCAGGGCAUCGAGGCCUCGACCGAGGUCCAGAUGGCCGCGAGAAGAGUAGCCGAGGAGAACAAGCAGCUCCAGGAGCUCUUCAACAGGCAUGGCAUUAGCGACGACCAAAUAACCCGUUUCUUGCAGUCGGGCACCUUGCCACUUGAUUCCAACCAAGGCCAACCCUUUCACGCCGACGACCCUAGUGCCGCUGUCCAGUCGCUACAACGGCUCCUGAUGCCGCGACAACUGGCCAGUCUAGAUGAAGACUUCUCCCUAUAUUUGUCGGGACAGUCGAUUCCGAACCCCUCCACCACCGAGGGGUCGACGACAAGUUCGUCCGUCUGGGAGCCGUCGCAGCUCGUAACGUCCUCGUACGGCUAUCAACAUCACAUGGGCGUGGCUACUGCAGUCAUGGCAUCGGCUGUUCAUUCUCCGUAUCCACCGACAACCCCAUUGAGUCGCGCGAGCACCACGCGACAAGGCUGCGUCUAUGCCUACGUCUACUGGCGGCCGUACGGGGCGUAUCGCCGAUUCCAUUGGUUGUUUUAA
This is a messenger RNA of Hirsutella rhossiliensis, 630 nucleotides long. RefSeq lists its product as uncharacterized. The record is from RefSeq and is a predicted model, not a curated record. The transcript has 4 exons. NCBI's taxonomy places the organism in Eukaryota, Fungi, Ascomycota, Sordariomycetes, Hypocreales, Ophiocordycipitaceae. Bases 1 to 630 code for a protein of 209 amino acids.